AUAGUUAUUUAUUGUACGGAAAUAUCUUACGCAUUUUUUAAAAUAAAAUUAACUAUAAGCAUAAAUCCUGUAAAUAAACUUAACUUCUGGAUGGUUGCAGUAAUAAAUGUCACGAAUAUAUUUCUUUUAAAACUACAGCAGUUUUGUAAAAUUGGAAAAGAAUAGUUGUGAUAAAUAACUUAAAAUGAAAACUGUUGUAAUUAAUCUGUUGUAUUUUAUCAAAGGGCGAGCUUUUCAGAUGCUAUGGAUCUCAUUGGUAGUUUACUCAUUUUAUGAUACCUUUAUUUAUUACCAAGACGCACCACAAUUUUAUCAUCUGAGAAAAAUGCUUGGGACAGGGUUAUACAUCUCGCGAGGCACUGCCUCAGUGCUGAACAUCAGCUGCGCGCUGGUCCUGCUGCCUCUCUGCAAGAGGCUCAACAAGCUGCUCUAUAGAAUGCUGUCCAAGAUCUGGCCAGGGCUAUUCUUCUUCUGGCUAGAGCGGGCUAAAAGCUUCCAUAUGACUGUUGCGAUCACGCUAGUCCUGUUUGCCGUGAUUCACUCCAUUUCGCAUUUUGCAAAUAUCUGCAACUUUUCAAGAUAUUACAAUGACGAAAUCAAGGAUAUUAAUUUUGCUAAUUAUAAGAAUGAGAACCCAAUAUCACUCCUUGUAUCACAACCGGGGUUGACGGGAGUGGCCAUGCUAAUCAUCACCAGCUUGAUGGCCAUGACGUCACUACGGACAGUCAGAAGGAAGUGCUACAAUGCCUUCUGGUACACCCACCAUCUGUAUCUACCGUUUAUGAAGCUGCUCAUUGUACAUCCUUUGAGGUGUGGCGCACUGAAAGAGCAGGUUUUGAAAGUUGAAGACGGCAUGAUGGUGGGGUCUGGCUACAUGAAUCAUGACAAUGUGACCAUCUCUACAGAAUUUGUGCCGAUACAAUCUAAGACCUGGCUGUGGAUGUCGGUGCCUCUGAGCUGCUUCUUCAUUGAUCUCAUUUGGCGGACGCUAUCGAGGAACCGGGCGAGGGUUCAGAUAUUGGAAGUACAUCACAUGGCCGGCAGAACUAUAGGGUUGCACCUCAGCUGCCCGAGCGGAGAGUUCAAGUGUCGCAUCGGGCAAUACGUGCUCCUGCAGUGUUUGGACAUAUCGCUCAUCGAGUGGCAUCCUUUUACCGUUGUAAAGUUACCAACGUCUAGUCAAAGGAAUUUUAUAUUAUGGAUAAGAGUUACGGGAGAUUGGACUGGAGCUUUAGAGAGGCUGUUGCUCGAGAAAGGACCAAAGAACUUGACUAUGCUAGUGGACGGUCCCUACACGAGCGCCAUGCAGGGCGUGAGUCGCAGCGGCGUCGCCGUCUGCGUGGCGGCGGGCGUCGGCGUCACGCCGUUUGUCGCUGUACUGCAGGAUUUGUUGCUAUAUCCACGAAACAGACUGCCAGGGAGGGUUCACCUGAUUUGGAUUGUCAGAUAUGAGCAGGAAAUAUCUUGGCUCGCAGAUUUGGCCACCAGAACUAUACAAGAGCUCAGGAACUCUAACAGACCUGAUAGAUUGCAAAUAGAGCUUUAUGUUACCAACUCCAACAAACCUGCAAGUUGCAAAAAUGGCCCUCUCAGUGACAUUAUCAGUCAUGUCGUAGCCAUUAAUGAGAAUGGUUAUCUUAGUCAUAGUAUUAUAAGAAACGACAAAAAUAGUUUAAGUACAGAUGAGAAAAUGCUGCUUCUAACUCCUCAUCUUAAAAGGAGUGCCAGUCAUAAGAAUAAGGAAGAAAGUAUUACUAGAGUUAAUGAUUGCAUGGAUAGCUUUAAAGUUGCUGACAAGUUCCCUCUACUUGGUUGUAGAGUAAAGAAAGGACGACCUCAAUGGAAUCGUCUAUUUUCGUAUUGGGCUCACAUGUACCCUGGGGAACAUUUAAGUCUGUACUGCUGUGGACCAAAGAAAUUAGUUAAAGAAUUAAGAAAUAAAUCUAAUUAUAUAACAAAAACAACAAGUACAAGCAUUACCUUUGUUAGUGAAGGAUUCCCAUGAUGUAAGUGAUAUCUGGUGAUAAAUAUUUAGUGAUGUAUUAAGUAAACCUAGAUUUUGUAAUAUGAACCUGAAUAUUAAAAGUUUAAAACCAUUUCAAGACCUUGAUUUAAACCCUAACAUUAAUAAAUCUAACUUUUCCAGUUAAACGCAAAGUUAAUCGAAUUUCAGCUCGCCGGUCUACAAUUUU
Messenger RNA from Plutella xylostella (diamondback moth), 2192 nucleotides. NCBI's taxonomy places the organism in Eukaryota, Metazoa, Arthropoda, Insecta, Lepidoptera, Plutellidae. The record is from RefSeq and is a predicted model, not a curated record.